ACCAUCAAAACCACUCUCCCCCCCUCCACAAUAACAACCACCUCAACCCUCACAGCCACCACGACCUCCAUCACCACACCAACCCCCACCGACUCCUGCACCCCCGGCGUCUGCGGCACCUACACCUUCCACCCCUGCCCCUCCACCCCCCUGGGGGCUUGCCUCUGCGGCCUCGACCCGGACGGCCAGGCCUUUUGCUCGCUGGACGACUGGUGCCAGAACGAGAUCGGCUGCGACACCAACGCCGAGUGUCUGACGCCAGAAUCAGGGCAGACCGGGGAAGGGUUCAGGUGUCUUGUGGGCAGUUGUUGUGUUUAUGAGGUGGUGGAUGAUGGACAGGGAGAGGGGAGUGUGGUGAAGAAGAAGGGGAAGUGUGUUAAAGAAUGGGGGGCUGUUUGUUUGAAUGAGGGUACUGCGGAGGGGGUGCUGAAGUUGAGGGGGGGUUCUGGUGUGUCUAGGGUGGGGAGGAUGGGGAGGAUGGCGGCUGGAGGUGGAGGAGGGAGAGGGGUGAGUAAUGGUGGUAGAUGGUGA
Molecule: messenger RNA, 531 nt
Organism: Neurospora tetraspora
Lineage: Eukaryota; Fungi; Ascomycota; Sordariomycetes; Sordariales; Sordariaceae
Exons: 1
Source: RefSeq, a predicted model, not a curated record